GCACCCCUCACCAAGUCCCACAAACCAAACCCCCUUUCAUCUCCAUCUCCCUUUACAACGGUCUUCAAAAUCUUGGCUCCCUCCAACAACCUCUCCCCCAAAAUACUUAAAAACACAAAAAAAAAUAAACCCUCCAUUUUUCAUUUUUCUCUCUUAAACACACACAGAGUCGCUCAAACCUUGUGUUAGUAAUCCAAUUAAUCCAAACAGAGAGAUAUGGAAAUAAUGUCUUCGAAUUUCGAUCACGAUAAUCAGGAUCCUACUGUUUUAUGUCACAACGCUUUCAUUUUCCGCCCUUAUUCUUCUUCUUCUUCAUAUCACAAGCUUCAUAAGCAACGUCUCAAUUUAUCUAUUCUAAAAUUAGACGGUUCUUCCUUCGGAAUUCAGGUUUCUAUGAAUGCUAGUGUAGCAGAUCUUAAACUGGCGUUAGAGGACUUUUUUACUUUGUUGCCUAAUAACAACACUUGCAUUGUUUCCUGGUCACAUGUAUGGGGGCAUUUUUGUUUGUGUUACCAAGGUCAGAAGCUGCUUGAUGAUAAGGCUAAUAUACGAAGACUUGGAAUCAAGGAUGGUGAUCAGAUUAAAUUUGUUCGUCAUGUUUCAACCAACCAUCGACCAAGACAACAAAUUAAGAAUCAAAGUGAUGAGUGGAGACGUUGUUCAGUGUCAAAUGUUCAUGAAGAUGGAGAAUUGGUUGAUGCAAGUAACUCUGAAUUCGUGAAAGAUCAAGGGACUAACAUAUAUCAGUGUCAAUGUGAAGAAGACGACUCAGUUUUUAUGCCUGGGUCGAAACUAACAAACUUUCUAAAAGGGUGGUUUUCAUACCGAAAAUUGCGUAAUGGUAAUGUGUGACUGAUGAAUUCGUUAGACACAGGGCGAUUUUGGGAUGGUCCAAAAGCAGCGUAUAUUUGCCACCCUAAACACAUUUUUUUGGCAACUUAAGUUGAGCUAGUAUAAUGUUAAACACAGUUGUUCUUUGUGUAACUUGUGUAGUUGUGCUAGUAUAGUCCUGGUUUCUGGAUUUAACAGAAUAGACAAAAUAUUGACUUUCUUUUUUCAAGAAUACAAAAAAAGCUACCAACUGUAUUCAGCUUUGAAGUACAAAUAGUGGGUUGAUAUAAACCCAUUGUAUCA
Erigeron canadensis is the source of this 1134-nucleotide messenger RNA. RefSeq lists its product as uncharacterized. The transcript has 5 exons. The coding region runs from base 217 to 852 and encodes 211 amino acids. Lineage: Eukaryota; Viridiplantae; Streptophyta; Magnoliopsida; Asterales; Asteraceae. Gene Ontology annotation, cellular component: U12-type spliceosomal complex. The record is from RefSeq and is a predicted model, not a curated record. Gene Ontology annotation, biological process: mRNA splicing, via spliceosome.